ACGAGUCCUACGGACACUCAAAACGCUACUCUGUCCCAAGAUCGCAAAGCUGAAGGAUUUCUCUCUCAAGUUUCUUGACCGUUGCUUGCGCCGCAAGCGAUUUUGCUUUUCCAUAUCGAAUCCACGAUGGGGGAGUCGCUCGAUGAAUGGAGACAGUUCUUUAGAACCACAGACACCGAUGUUUUCGAGUUCAUCGAAAAGGCGAUCACGAUCGCCGCGCUCGAUUGCCCGAAAGAUUUCCUGUCGCGAAGGGGUCGUAUCGCGGAGCGGCUGUUCUCGUGCGAGACGAUUGGGCCCGGAGGUGAUUACGCACUCGCGAGUAAAGAAAGCAAGGCAAAGGGUGACAGGGGUAAUGCUGUGCAUGAUGUGGUCAGCAUGAACAACAGUCAUGGAGAAGCUGAAGCACUUAGCGAUGAUAUGGAAGAGACCGCUCCAAUUGUUGGCACAGUUCUAAAGAUCAAGCGGGUUUUAGACAACAGUCAACACGAGCCUGAUUCCGCGCUGCAUGAAUCAUUGAGAAGACUCCAGUCGAUGAACAUCACUGUGGAUGUAUUGGAGAAAACUAAGAUCGGGGUAAGCGUCAACAGUGUCGGAAGGAACUGCAGAUCGAAGCAGAUUGCUCAGCUUGCGCGCAACAUUACUAUGGGAUGGAAGGCUCUGGUCGAAGACAUUUGCCUCAGAACAAACGAUGUCGCUGAUCCUGGCGAUGUCGGAGAUGGAAAAACAUCUUCCAUCAAGGAACCGCGACAGGAGAAAUACGACAUCAACAAGGCCAGUUCACUUGCUAACUGGAACCUGAGGCUGAAUGUGGAUCAGCACAAGGGCACUUUGAACCCCAAUAUGUCCUCAAACACUAACUUGAGGACAGUCCCAGCUAGCGAGGUCGCAUCGCGGAAGUCUGAGAAGGAGAGAAUGCUUCAGUUGCAAAACUCGAAUGGAUCAGGCACGGGAUGCAGACAACCACCCGCCAAUCGACAGGACAAGAUCACGGGCUGGAAGGAAGUUGCGGCGGACGGGAAGGCUCAAGCCGCCAAGAGGAACAUGCAAGGGCUUUAUCAAAAAGCAGAAACGGACAAGAGGCAGCGUACGGUGCAGGUAUUGGACCCUCGUGAUCUCCCAAAGAUGGCGGCAAGUCAUAAGGCUCCAGGCGCCACAACUGCAAAAGCUGGCCGGCCGAGGGCGAUUUCGCGGAGCCACAACGGCAAAAGCUUGCUUGAACGUUUGAGAUCAAGCGAGAGUCGCAUUGUUCACAGUCGUCCUCGUAGCUGAAGAACAAUAUAGGACAGCCGGGUGCUGAUGAUUAGGGUCGUAAUCUAGGAGUUGAUGUUGGAUGAAUUCUUAGCCGGAUAUUUGUAUAUUGCAACCCGUCGUCAAUCAAGACCUUAACUUUUUUAGCCAUGUGAUGCGAUUACAGUUUCUUCCUCGUA
Messenger RNA from Rhodamnia argentea, 1427 nucleotides. RefSeq names its product probable mediator of RNA polymerase II transcription subunit 26b. Bases 127 to 1269 code for a protein of 380 amino acids. Gene Ontology annotation, cellular component: nucleus. Lineage: Eukaryota; Viridiplantae; Streptophyta; Magnoliopsida; Myrtales; Myrtaceae. The transcript is spliced from 8 exons. The record is from RefSeq and is a predicted model, not a curated record.